Trypanosoma cruzi is the source of this 297-nucleotide messenger RNA. RefSeq lists its product as uncharacterized. Bases 1 to 297 code for a protein of 98 amino acids. The record is from RefSeq and is a predicted model, not a curated record. The transcript has a single exon. Lineage: Eukaryota; Euglenozoa; Kinetoplastea; Trypanosomatida; Trypanosomatidae.
AUGGCCUCCACAUACGCUCUGAUCGUCUCUGCCUUCCUGGCUGUGGCAAAUGCGGUGGCUGCUGAGGAUAAUCAGACAUCAACCAAGGAAAAUAAAAAGGAGUUCCCUCUUGUCUGGGUAUGCCUGGGGGUUACCAUUGUGGGCAUUGGCAUGGCGUUGUACAUUGCUUACCGCCGUCCCGAUGAACUCCACCUCCCUGGCUCCACAGUAAUGGUGAGCACAGAGAUGGAGGAGGCGAGCGGAAAUAACGAGCCCACCAUGAGGACCAAACUGAACGACGACCUUGAGAAAGUCUAG